AUGCCCGGAUACUGGAGACUGCAAGCUACCGCCAAACACACGAACCUCCACCGGCCAGUGCUAGCAAGACUACUACUACUGGCCCCGACGAAAUCGGGACAAACAUCAUCUCGAUUCAGCACACCAAUCCGAACCAUGUCUUCAUUCACCCUACCCGGGUCGUCCCACAGUACGCGCGUGAAUUCCACGUCUGACCUCUCCCAGGAUGACCUGCUGUCAUUUCCUGCAUUCAAUACGUGGAUAUCGACGCUGCAGGCCUCUUUGGCGCAACAAAAGAAUCCGGGACACGAAUUUCAUCAUGAUCCGUAUAUCCUGCGUCAGAUUGAUAUUCAGUCUGUUGACCGAUUUGGCGGGAGUCGGUUGGGGUUCGUCAAGUUGAAGGCUGAUGUAUCGAAUGGUGCUGGUGAGCAUUUACCCGGUAGUGUAUUCUUACGUGGUGGCAGUGUCGGGAUGCUUCUCAUCCUUCAGCCUGAUGAUAUUCCUGCUUCACAAGAGCAAGGGAAACAAGCAAUACUCACUAUCCAGCCUCGAAUCCCAGCUGGAUCCUUAGCUUUUGCCGAGAUUCCCGCGGGAAUGCUCGAUGAUAGCGGGACAUUUGCUGGGGGUGCGGCGAAAGAGAUUCAAGAAGAGACUGGUUUAUCUGUUCAACAGGAUGAGUUGAUUGAUUUGACCUCGCUGGCUCUAGACUCUACCCAGGAAGCCUCAGGCGAGACUCUGCAGAAAGCGGUGUAUCCGUCCGCUGGGGAAAAGCGUAUGCCUCGCAGGGAGAUUGAGGAGUUACAAGGAAAGUUGACCGGUCUACGGGACCAUGGAGAGAAGAUUACGCUGAAGGUGGUACCCCUUGAGAGUCUGUGGAAGGAGGGACUAAGAGAUGGCAAGACUCUGGCCGCCUGGGCUCUCUAUAAAGGGUUAAAGGAGGAUGGGAAAAUUUGA
Molecule: messenger RNA, 933 nt
Organism: Penicillium cosmopolitanum
Lineage: Eukaryota; Fungi; Ascomycota; Eurotiomycetes; Eurotiales; Aspergillaceae
Product: putative NUDIX family hydrolase
Exons: 3
Coding region: 1-933 (310 amino acids)
Biological process (GO): nucleoside phosphate metabolic process; ribose phosphate metabolic process
Molecular function (GO): ADP-glucose pyrophosphatase activity; ADP-ribose pyrophosphatase activity
Source: RefSeq, a predicted model, not a curated record